CGUUGCAUUGGAGUUUUGCUAAUCAAAAUGUGAUUCAAAAUGUGGGGUGAGAAGUUUAAACAAAAGUAUUGGGAAUUUCUCAACUAUCUGUGCCUCGAACCAAAACGAUUGAUAAAAGUUAUAGUGUUGUGUGCUUGCAGUGUGGUGGUAGUUUUUCAGUUAACGGAGUGCUUCCAGAAGCUGAUCAAUCCUCCGAUCAACACACAUUCUCGGUUCGAGUUGAACGACUCGAUGCUGUACCCGGCGAUCACGUUCUGUCGGAACCCGCCGUACAAAUCCGCGGUGAUGGAACGCUACAAUCUGUCCCAUCAUCCAAAGUAUGCCAAUUCCUUUAAAAACUUCAACUUCAACGAAAGUACUCUGGAUGAGGUAUUCCAGGAGGCCACCUACAAUCAAAGUGAAUUCUUCAUCCAGUACGGUUUGGACAGUCUGCGGGAAAAUGUUGAAGUUAUCAGCAGUAUGCAUUUGGAUAUGGGUCAAUGUUUUACGCUGAACCCACUGACGACAACGAAUCAUUCCUGGAAAGAAGUUGGAUAUUCGAUUAUGUUGCAGCAUGAUGUGAAACAUUCGGAGGCCCCCCUUUUUGGUGAAGAUUUGCCGGGUUGGCACGUUUUCAUUCACGCCCAGGCAGAAGGAUUUGCAGAAAAUCGCAUGCAAUCUUCCGGCCGAGUUGAAUAUCUGUUCAUGGAAGUUGACGAGGAAGUGGAGGUUAAACUAACAACGCAACAUUUCCACAUGCUCCCAAGCAGUGACAAUUUGUGUACCACGGAGUCGGAAAUGAGUUCCACCAGGUGCAGCGAACUUUGUCACUGGAGCCACGUGGUCGAACAGGUCGGCUGUACCGGUCCCUGGAUGCCGGAUAUAGAAGGCGAACAGUGUCACACGGCCCACGAUACCCAGCAGCUGAUUAAGUACUACAAACUGAUGGAAGACAUGGAUAGUACCGUUUGUGGAUGCUACCAACCUUGUUCGGGUUCCAUCUUCACGUCGUUCGUUAUGAACCGGAAGCAUUUCAACAUAUCAAUCCCGGCGGCACAGUUGUGGAUGUACUACACUUCGAAGAUGGUCACCAUCGUCGAAGAGUUCCACGGAUACGAUCUCACUCAGUUCGUUGCCGACUUGGGUGGUUCACUGGGUUUUCUGUUGGGACUAUCGGUGCUUGGCUUGAUUGGACUACUGGAAAAGAUUUUUGAGCUACUUUUUAUUCGAAGAUGGAUUGCCGAGAGAAAAAUAAAACGAAAGCUAAAUGAAGGAUUCGAAAACAGUACAGAGAAAAGGCAGGACGAACUCAGUCAGCAUGAAUCGUCCGAUGCAACAUUGGCGGUUGCGAAUAUCAAAAAAUAAGCAUCACACGCAACCGGUACUGCGAGUUUUCUCUCAGCGUGUCUAACGUUUUGUUGUGUAAUUUUAGAUGACCCCCAAAUGUAACG
Messenger RNA from Malaya genurostris, 1430 nucleotides. RefSeq lists its product as uncharacterized. The transcript is spliced from 6 exons. Lineage: Eukaryota; Metazoa; Arthropoda; Insecta; Diptera; Culicidae. Gene Ontology annotation, biological process: sodium ion transmembrane transport. Gene Ontology annotation, molecular function: ligand-gated sodium channel activity. The record is from RefSeq and is a predicted model, not a curated record. Gene Ontology annotation, cellular component: membrane. Bases 40 to 1344 code for a protein of 434 amino acids.